CAACAAAGCGGCUGUUUGCUGUCGGCAACGGUCGGAGUCUCAGCUGUGUUUGAGUGUUGUUGUUUUAUUAAAGUACAUUCAGAAUUAAAAAAGAAGGUCUGAGGCGAUCUUUAAACUCUUUAAAUAAACUGUCGGAAAGUUUUCCCGCCGGAGUGUACAAAUGUUAACAUGGCUGCGAAGACAGACCAACUUCUCAUCGUUGUGUCCAUCCUGGAAGGUCGUCACUUCCCGAAGAGUCCUCGGCUCAGUCUGGUGGUUCAGGCGAGCUUCGAUGGAGAGCAGCUGGCUACAGACCCGGUGGAGCACAAAGAGCAGCCGCAGUUCAGCACCGAGCUGGCCUGGGAGCUGGACCGCAGGACGCUGCACCAACACAGACUGCAGAGAACUCCCAUCAAGCUUCAGUGUUUUACUGUCGACUCUGUCAGCAAGAGGAGGGAGAGCGUCGGCUACAUCGUCCUCGACCUCCGAUCGGUGCAGGAGGUCAGACAGGAGCCUCGCUGGUAUCCUCUGCUGAGCAGUAAAUACACCAAGCAGAGACCCGCCCUCCUCCUCGGUUUGCUGCUGGAGAACGACACCAAGACCUCCGAACCCUCUCCUGAUAGGUUCAAAGCCAAGAAGGCCCCGCCCCGACAAGGCUCUCCAACAGUAACUGAGCUGCUGCCUGACAAGCUGGAGGCCGUACUGAUCCCAGACCAGGGUUUCCAUCAGGUGGGACCUGCAGGUCACUGCACUGACAUGUUCGUCCUCUCCGUCACUGUGGCCUUCGCUACUAAACUGGAGCAGUUGAUCCCCAGCACCAUGAAGCUGUCGGCAGAGGGCUCGGAGUUCUUCUUCUACUACUCUUUACUGAGCAACGACAUCACCAGUGAGCCUUUCCACAAUCUGCUGAGCCCCGACUUUGAGCCGGAGCGCGCCUCUGUGCGCAUCCGCAGCAGCAAACAGAUCCUCCAGGCCUUCCUGUCUGAGCAGCCCAGUUUACAGAUCCACCUGUGCUGUGGGAACCACUCUCUGGGCAGCACAGACGUCUCUCUCUCCGCUUUGUCGACGGUUCGCGUGGAUCUGGAGAACAAGGCGGCGACGGUGGAGGGAGCGUUCAUACUCCAACCUCCGAAACGCACACGACGGACGCUGCCAGCUCUGCCCGCCGACCUGCAGCCGACUGUGGGAGUGGCUGUUAGUCUGAGAAGGGAGGAGGUCGCUCCGCAGUCUUUAAAGAGUAAAGAAGGAAGCGGAGCUCAGACACCCUCCGUCCCUCCCUCUGCCCCCCCCUCACUUCCUCCUGCUGAACAGAAACUUCGUAGUCCGUCUCCGGUCCGAAAACCUCGUGCCUCUUCUCCUCCUCUUCCUCCUCCUUCCUCUCACACGGAGAGUGAAGCGGAGAGUCUCCUGGAGGAGCUGCAGCGCGGCAGAGAGCAGGCGGGACUCGCAGCUGCAGAUUUGGAAGUUCCUGUGCAGCCGCGGAGUCGGACCGAAGCUCCAGCAGAGGGCGGAGCUUCAUCUGUCAGUGUGUCUGCUCCCAAAGUGUCCAUCCCUUCCUCCGCCCAUCACUACUGCUUCUCCAUGGACCUGCGCAGCCUGGGAAACCUCAGCCUGUCGCACCCCAUCGCUGCUACGCUCAGGUAUUCGUAUCAGUUCUUUGGCAGCGCGGCUCCCAUCAUGACCAACCCUCCCGUGGAGCUGCAGAGGAGCAUGGAGGUGUCUCUGCCUCAGUCCUACUGCGCCUUCGACUUCGCCGCUCUACCACAGCAGCUGCAGGACACCUUCCUCAGAGUUCCUCUGGUGGUGGAGGUCUGGCACAGAGACCCCACCAGCAGAGACCAGCUGAUUGGACGAGCCUCCGUCCAGCUGUCUCACCUGCUGAGCUCUGAGAGGAGCCGACUCCUGACGUCAACGGGGGAGCAGAGCUGGAGACAGACUCACCAGGACCGGAUCCCUGUGGUCAAAGCACAGCGUCCCACUGAGAAGGUCGCAGAGCUGAGCUACGUGACGACGCUGGACGACCUGGGAUUGGUUAAAGCCAGAGAGGUCAUCGUGUCCGACUCCUCACAGAAUGAACCUGUGGCCCCCACACAACCGUCCUCCCACCCCGCAGCACCCAGCCUGCCCGCCUCCCCGCUGGGCCCCGCGGCCCCCAGAGACACCCUGGAGUACCGCAAGGCCCUGGAGCUGGAGCUGUGGAAGGAGGAGCAGGAGGAUCUGUUCGAUGAUCAGUUGAGGAAGAAGGAGCUGAGCCACAUGCAGGCGUUGGCAGAGGAGUGGAGGAGGAGGGACAGAGAGCGAGAAGCUGUGGUCAAGAAGAAGGAGGUGGAGUAUAACCUGCUGGAGGAGCAGCUUCAGAAAACUCUGUCAGAUUUGGAGAAGAGAGAGAAACAGCUGGCGGAGGCGGAGCUAGAGACUCAGAGGCUGCAGAGGGAGCUGCGAGCCGAACACAACCUGACCCAGAAGGAGCUGCAGGAGAGCAGCAGGAGGCUGCAGCAGGAGUGUGACCACCGGGCGGCGCUGGAGAGAGACAAAGUGCGACUGAUGGAGGAGGAGCGAGUCCGGCUGCUGCAGCAGAUCUCAGACGGCGAGUGUCGCUACAAACAGCUGGAGAAAGAGUUUCAGCUCUACAGAGAACAACAGAACGUCAGACCUGAGUUCAGACUGCAGUCAGACAUCAACCUGCUGACUCUGGAGAAGGUGGAACUGGAGAGGAAGCUGGAGUCCACCACCAAGUCCAAGCUCCACUACAAGCAGCAGUGGGGGCGCGCCUUAAAAGAGCUGGCCAGGUUCAAACAGCGCGAGCAGGAAAACGCCAUGACGCGUCUGAAGAAGCAGCAGGCGGAGCUGGAGGCCAUGAGGCUGCGUUACCUAGCAACAGAGGAGAAGGAGGCGGUGCGACAAGACAGACAGGAGCUGGACGACAUCAGGAACGAACUCAACAGGUUAAAGCAACAAGAGGACAGACUCGGUCCCGCCUCCUCCUCGUCUGGCCCCGCCCCCGGGUUAAAUGAGAGCGCUGAUGAACACCUGAGCCGACUGUUGGAGGAGAGAGACACUCUGCUGAGGACCGGUGUCUACACCCACGAAGACCGGAUCAUCGCCGAGCUCAACAGACAGAUACAGGACGCCAUGAGGGACAGAGGGAACCUCUGACAGCUGGAGCCGUCCAAUCAGAGACAGGCGCACACCUGAGUCCACAGGUAAACUCAGGCUGUGUUUCUGAGUCUUUCUGUUUGAUAAAUGUGGCUCAGAACAAACUUCAUGUUAAUACAUGUUAAUUUUAUCUGAUCUGAACUAAAUGUAAAACAUGAGUCACUUUCCAACAAAACGUUGCCUUAAACUCAAAACACAAUAAAAACGUUCAUUAAAAGUUUCACAUAUUUACUGUAAAUUAAGAACAGAAAUCUGUAAAAGAUGUAAAUCUCAUCAUGAUACAAAUAUACAGAAACACACUGAGUUCAGCUGAAGGGGAAAAAGUCAUUUUGUCUUGGAUAUCACAAAAUGUGAAAAUGAUUAUCAAUUAUCUCUGUUUGAGGAGGAAGACAUGAAACUACCUGAUUUAAUUAGCUUUGAUUGAUUUUACUUCCUCCUCUGUUUGGAAGAUAUUUAUGAAAUUCUAGAUGAAACAAUUCAGUGCCAAAAUUUAAAGAAAUAAAACAUUUCUCUGGUUUUCAGGAUCUCAUAAUUAUGGGAUGAUUUUCCUGAAACUGAGAUCCACGUUUCUUUAUUCUGAGAUCUUCAUUAUCACCACAAUUAUUAUUAUUAAUUAUUAUAGUUAAUCCAAUGUGCCUCUGUAGAAGCACAAUAAAAUAUUAAUAAAUAUAAAUAAGGUUAAUCUGACAGAUAAAAGCUGCAUUUGUUGUCAUGUUGUAAUUUAGACCUAAAGGAGUAAUUCAACAUCUUGGGAAGUAAAACUCAUCUUUCUUUCUUGAGGCUGAUGUAAAUCUGUGUGUUAAAUACAGAGCUGGAGUCAGUCUUAAAGACUGAAAACAUACAACUACCUAAAUCACUAAUUAAUAUAUUAUCUCAUUAUUUUAUCUGCACUCAGACAGAAAAAUUUGUGGUUUCAAGGAAAGUUGUAUUUCCCAAAAUACUGACUUAUUCCUUUCACAUGUAGAGAGCACUGGAACUGACAAAAUGUAAUUAAAAGUAAUUAAAGAAAACAAACAUACAACUUUACAUUGAUUAAAAUAAAGUACAUCAGUAAAUAAUUAAAUGGAUAAUUAAAAAUGGAGUGUAAAAGAAAUAUGUUUCCUUUAACUCAGUGAAACACAAUCAUUUAUUUAUUUUUCCACAUGCAACAUUUCCAGUUUUAUGAUGAGAUGAGCAGCUUUAAUUUUCCUUUUUACACUUUAUUUGUUAACUAAUUAUAUUGUUAUUGAUUAUUAUAUAUUAUUACAUAUAGAUUAUUAUGAUUUUAUUUGGCUGAUAAGUAUUUACUACAUUCAGUCAGUUUCAGCGCUCCAUUAGCAUGAGUUACCUCAGAUCACAGACACCCGGGUCAAACCGAGUGAGGCAUCGAGACGUGAUGUAUCUCUUUGUUUAUAUAUUUAUGUUUGUGUGCUGAAGAUUUCAAAUGUGAUUUCUUUCCUUCUCUUGUUGAGAAGUCGGUGUUACAGUAGUGAUGUUUUAUACAAGUGUUAUUUUAUAUUAGUGUCUUUGUGUGUGUCAGCAGAUCGGUCUCUCUUAGUGCGGCACUCACAUUCUACAUGUACUGAACCUAAAACAAUUAAUCGAUUAGUCAAUUAGUUUUUUUUUUCAGUAUAAAAAUGCUAAAGUUCUUUGGUUCUAGCUUCAGAAAUGUGACUGUCCCUGGAGUAUUUGAGCUGCUGGUUGAGGGGAGGUUUUUGUCCGACAGCAGGUGGCUCUGCAGCAUCAGAAAACACUGUGAGGCUUUUUAAUUUAUUAUUUUGUCAUCAGAGCAGAGACGACUGAUCUGUGUUUGUCUGGAAUAAAUUAUUUUGGUAUAAAACCUGCUGAGAGCUGUGUGUGGUUCAUUUGUGUUUUAUAUUUUCAGAUGAAGUCAUUAAAAUGUCAUAGUAUGGUGCGGUCUACGCAGGUCUACUUAUGGUUCCCAGAGUUUCUAAGACUUGAAUGGGAGGCAGAGCCUUCAGCUCUCAGGCGCCACUCAUGUGGAACCAGCUACCAGUCUGGAUCCAGGAGGCAGAUGCCCUCUCUACAUUUCAGAUCAGGCUUAAAACUGUCCUCGUUGAUAAGGCUUAUAGUUAGGGCUGGUUCAAGUGAGUCCAUUCAUUAGGUAUGCUGCUAUAGACCUAGACUGCUGGAGGAUUCCCAUGAUGCUCUCUCUCUCUCUCUCUCUCUCUCUCUUCAUUUAUAUCGUACUACUUCAUGUCACUAACUUUGUAUUUUUUCUUUCCUGUAGUUUGUGCUUCUCCUCUCUGUCGUCAUUCUCCUGGUCUCGCUGUUUUUGGAGCAGCAGGAUCCAGAUCUGCCGUUACAACACUCGUUAUUAUUACCAUUAUUAUUAUUAUGAGUAUUAGUAUUAUUGAUAAUACUAAUAUCUAUAGGUAUUAGUAUGAAUCCACUUCAACAAUAAAUGAUUAACAGCAGAAACGAUAACACUGUUACCUGUGGGUAUAACUUAUUAUUUCCACUGUUACAAUUAACAAUCAACAGUGGAUAUUGCUCUCCAUGGUCUCUCUCCUCAUAAAACGUAAAAAAAAAGUCAUAGUAUAGAAGGCAUAAAAAGUAAUUAAAACGUCAUAAUAUAGUAAAGCAAAGUCAAAAAAACA
Seriola aureovittata is the source of this 5735-nucleotide messenger RNA. RefSeq names its product centrosomal protein 120 (gene cep120). Gene Ontology annotation, biological process: interkinetic nuclear migration; positive regulation of centriole elongation; centrosome cycle. The transcript is spliced from 20 exons. The coding region runs from base 169 to 3135 and encodes 988 amino acids. Gene Ontology annotation, cellular component: centrosome; centriole. The record is from RefSeq and is a predicted model, not a curated record. NCBI's taxonomy places the organism in Eukaryota, Metazoa, Chordata, Actinopteri, Carangiformes, Carangidae.